CCCUCACGAUCAGUCGGUGGCGCGGCACGACGCUAGCUACAACUCUCUGAAAAUCUCUGACUCAUUCGUUUAUCCAUGUGAGACGCAUCACGUCAUACGAAUUACUCACGACACCGGGAGACACUUCAGUCGGAUUGAUACCGUCUCCGGACACUCCUCGCGUAUUCCGUCAAUUCGUAGCGCGAUGUUACCACGGGGUUUUCAGGGGACGCCGUAUUGAUUUUGAAACCACGUGAAGUUUUUAGUGAUAAAGUUUAUAGUUCUUGUGCGGAGUUGUUUCCGAGUUUCUACAAUGGUGCAGCAUCACUGGCAAAGUCAAAAUGUCAAAGUGUCGGGAGUCGACGACAUGGUCCUCCUCCCAAAGAUCACGGAGGAAGCAAUUAUGGAGAAUCUCCGGAAGCGCUAUAUGGACGACUACAUAUUCACGUGCAUUGGGCCUGUUUUGGUCUCGAUAAAUCCGUUCAAACAGAUGCCCUAUUUUGGGGAGAAGGAGGUGCAGAUAUACCAGGGAGCGGCUCCGUACGAAAAUCCACCUCACAUCUAUGGUCUUGCGGACGACAUGUACCGCAAUAUGCUGAUAGACGUGGAGAGCCAGUGCGUCAUAAUAAGCGGCGAGUCAGGCGCCGGCAAGACGGUUGCAGCCAAGUACAUAAUGGCUUAUGUAUCGAGGGUAAGCGGUGGUGGCGAACGCGUACAGAGAGUCAAGGACAUUAUCCUGGAGUCCAACCCACUGCUUGAGGCCUUUGGCAAUGCUAAGACCAUCAGGAAUAAUAAUAGCAGUCGAUUUGGGAAAUACGUAGAGAUGCAGUUUGGUGAUGGCGGACAGCCCAUUGGCGGUAAAAUCACAAACUUCCUCUUGGAAAAAUCUCGAGUGGUUAGGCACAACACUGGCGAAAGAAGCUUCCACAUUUUUUAUCAGCUGGCAUCUGGCGCAAAUGAGCAGAUGAAAUCGGAGUUGGGAUUGAGACAAGAACUCGAUAACUGCGAUUACCUGAUGAAUUGGGACGGCACUGCCCUCCGGCAAGCUGAUCGUGUAGGUGGAUCUGAUGCCAAAGAAUUUCAAGAGACCUUGAAAGCCUUGAGUGUCAUGGGAAUCGUAGAAACCGAGGUAUCAAACCUCCUGAGGAUAGUCUCCGGUAUCCUCCACAUAGGAAGCAUUAAAUUCCGGGAGAACGGAAAUUACUCCCAAAUUGCCGAUGGAAGAGCACUUGAAUUCCCGUCGUAUCUACUCGGCAUUUCUGCGGAUCGUCUCUCCCAUAAAUUGACAUCAAGGGAAUUCGAGUCCAAAUGGGGCAGUCAGUCGGAGAGUGUUGAUGUAACACUCAAUGUACCACAGGCACUUUACACACGUGAUGCACUGGCCAAAGAUAUUUAUGCCAGGCUGUUUGAUUACUUGGUGAAACGUGUCAAUUCAGCCAUGCAGACCACCGGAGACUCCUUUGAAAUUGCUAUCCUCGAUAUUUAUGGGUUCGAAAUAUUCGAGACCAACGGAUUUGAGCAGUUUUGCAUCAACUUUGUCAACGAAAAAUUGCAACAGAUAUUUAUUGAGUUGACGUUGAAAGCAGAACAGGAGGAAUACAUAGCAGAGAACAUCAAAUGGACGCCAAUUGACUACUUCAAUAACGCGAUAGUGGUUGACCUUCUCGAAGGCAAGCGUCCCCCCGGAAUCUUCCUGAUCCUGGACGACAUCUGCGCAACGCUGCACAGCGGCACGGGUUCAGCGGACUCGGACCUCCAGAAGAAGCUGUCCACAGCCUCCAACACCCACGCCCACUUUCUGGGAACAAGCGAUGGCUUCGCCAUUCUCCACUACGCCGGACAGGUGGUCUACUCGGUGGACGGGUUCUGCGACAAAAACCGGGAUGUCCUCUUCACGGAUUUAAUUGAGCUCAUGAGGAGCAGCUCCAACCCCCUCAUCCAGUCCCUCUACCCCCCCGACGAAGAGGCGAAAAAAACGAAGACCCUGAAGAAACCGUCGACAGCGGGAAGUAAAAUCAGGAGCCAAGCGAGUAGACUUGUUGCACAACUCAUGAAGUGCACUCCGCACUACAUCCGUUGCAUAAAACCGAAUGAGACGAAGAAGCCGCGGGACUGGGACCAGAUGCGAGUGAAGCACCAGGUGGAGUACCUGGGGUUGAAGGAGAACAUAAGGGUCAGGAGGGCGGGUUUUGCGUACAGAAGAUCAUUCGCUAAAUUCCUGCACAGAUACGCCAUUCUGACGCGUGAGAGCUGGCCGAUCUGGUCUGGGGACGAGAGGAGAGGGGUCCAGUGGAUCAUGUCGAGCAUUCACAUUGACGAGAGCCAGUACCAACUGGGGAUCACCAAGGUCUUCAUCAAAGCCCCGGAGAGCAUAUUCAUGCUGGAGGAGGCCAGAGACAGAAAAUUCAACUUCUACGCGAGGAUCAUUCAGAAGGCGUUCAAGAAGUUCUUCGCUAGGAAGAGACAGGACAGCGAGAAACAGGCAGCUGCUGACAUAAUGUAUCGGCACAAGCAGAGGCGUAAACCGAGUCUGGAGAGGAACUUCGUUGGGGAUUAUAUUGGGCUCGAUGGGAGGCCUGGGCUCACGAGUCUUCUUGGGAGGAGGGAGAAGGUUCUGUUCGCUGAGGUUGUGAGGAAGUAUGAUAGGAGGUUCAAGAUGUGCAGGAGGGAUCUGGUGCUGACGGGGAAUUGCUUGUAUUUGAUUGGGAGGGCGGAGAAGCCGGGGAAGUCGGGGAGGGGGAGGUUUGCUCGGGGCCAGAGAGUCUCUGAGGAGAUCGUCAAAAGGAAGCUCAUGUUCGAGCAGAUUAGCCAUGUUUCGCUGAGCACUUUGCAAGACGAUUUUGUCAUCAUUCAUGUCAAGGAGGACUACGCAAGUCUUCUGCAAGUUAUGUUCAAGACGGAGUUUCUGUCGGUUCUCAGCAAAAAGUAUCUCGAAGUCGUGGGGCAUCCACUUAAUAUCAGGUUCAGCAAUAAUUUGGAGUUUAAAGUUAAGAAGGAGGGCUGGGGGGGCGGCGGCACUCGGCAAGUUAAGUUUACGCAGACUGGCUGGGGGGAUGAGGAGGUUUUGAACUCGAGUGGGAAGAUUCUGAAUGUGACCAUUGGACCCGGUUUGCCCGCCAAUUCGAGACCCAGUAGAGCUGCCGCGCAGAGGAGUGCAACGAGACCCAUGAAUUAUCGACCUGCACCAUCCCUGCACAAUAAUCCAUCAAUAAUAAACCAGAAUUCGAGACCUGAGAGGCCUCCAAUCCCCGAACCGCGACAAACACCAAGAAUACUGUCAGGUGUCCAAAGUACCGUUAACACUGCACCGACAGGUUCCAGACCCCAACUGCCACCCAAUCGGCCACACGUACAUAGACCUCACAAUAAUAACAGCAAUAGUAAAGUCGCUGGGCUAUCAGCAUCCCUCGGUAAAAUACUGGUGAAUCCCUCGGGAGCACCGAGAGUAGGUCUCCUGAGAGCUCCUCCGCCUCCCUCAGACCCAGCACCACCGAAUCAACCGAUGGUCCAUCCAUUCACCAACAAUCAGAGGACGGAGAACAGGAGCAGUGAUAAUCGAUUGUCUACAGGAGUCACUGGGAUAGAUGAUCCCAACCAGAGGCUAGCUGCUGCUCUUCAAAUGCAUUCCAAUAGAAAUAAGGGGCCCCAGCCACAACGACUACCACCGAGACCACCUCCAGUCUCGAAUCUUCCAAGAGUCAAGGCUCUCUAUGAUUACAGUCCACAAGACUUGGAUGAACUGGCGCUCAAGGAGGGGGAUGUCAUUGAAGUAUUAAAAGAACAUGAAGGUGGCUGGUGGGAGGGCAGACUGAACGGAAGAAAUGGCCUCUUCCCCUCAAAUUACGUAGAAAAAAUUUAAACCGUUACACAUGAUGAUUUAUAAUUCCAUUUAUACCUUACGUUUAGAAUUGAAACCUUCCAAAGAGACGCUGACGCGUCAAUUAGGUCUAAUAUGAUAGACCCGCAUUUGUAUCUGUACAGGAGUAAUAAAAAGUGUCAAGUCAGA
Molecule: messenger RNA, 3985 nt
Organism: Diachasma alloeum
Lineage: Eukaryota; Metazoa; Arthropoda; Insecta; Hymenoptera; Braconidae
Product: unconventional myosin-Ie
Exons: 12
Coding region: 293-3838 (1181 amino acids)
Biological process (GO): vesicle transport along actin filament; actin filament organization
Cellular component (GO): myosin complex; vesicle; cytoplasm
Molecular function (GO): microfilament motor activity; ATP binding; actin filament binding
Source: RefSeq, a predicted model, not a curated record